Molecule: messenger RNA, 192 nt
Organism: Aspergillus sclerotioniger CBS 115572
Lineage: Eukaryota; Fungi; Ascomycota; Eurotiomycetes; Eurotiales; Aspergillaceae
Product: mitochondrial import receptor subunit TOM7
Exons: 4
Coding region: 1-192 (63 amino acids)
Biological process (GO): protein insertion into mitochondrial outer membrane; protein import into mitochondrial matrix
Cellular component (GO): mitochondrial outer membrane; mitochondrial outer membrane translocase complex
Source: RefSeq, a predicted model, not a curated record
AUGGUCCAGUUCUCCGAGGAAACCAAGGAGCGCAUCUCCAAGAUCGUCGACGUCUCCAGAGUUGCUAUUCACUAUGGAUACCUGCCCUUAAUUGUCUAUCUGGGUUACACCUACAGUGAACCCAAGCCAUCUUUGUUCAAGUACGAGCGACUGCUCCCUGCCGACGCCUUCCCGAUGAUUGCGGCUCGCUAA